CCAUCACCAGCUUGUUCCGAUUUAACUUCGUUCAUGCUCGUUCAUGCUCGCUCACUGCUCUGCACGACGAGCAGUCGACGUACUUCAUCGACCAUGCGGGAAAGUUCAACCUCGUAGCUUCCAAAGACGAACAUUCGUUAGCAUCGAGACAUUCACAAAUGGGUUUCUGGAUCUAGCCACCGCUCUACCUCUACCACCGUCCUUCCCUCCGUAUUCUACAACUAUCAUAAUCUGCACGGUCGUUUCGCGUCUCAUCUGGACUGUACCAUUUUCAAUAUGGGCAAAGCAGAGACAGCGACGUGCGGAGGAAGAGGUCAUGCCCAUAAUUAACUCCUUAAAACCUGGUGUAUCAAAACUAGUUCUCACCGAAAUGCAGAAAGCUGGUGUUCGCGGUACGAAGGAACAAAUACAAGCAGCUCAUGGCAAACGCGUCAAGCAACUUUUGACCACACGUCGAAAACAACUUUUUUCGGAGUACCGCUGUAGUCCUGGAUUCACAAUGGCAAUACCUAUAAUCACACAGGUUCCGUUGUUCAUGGGGUUUUCGAUAGUGCUCAAUCGGUUGUCACAAGCACCCACUCCGUUUGACUCCGAGUCGUUCUUGACGCUUUCCACGUUGGCGCACGCAGACCCUACAGCUACUCUGCCAAUUGCACUCGGUCUUGUCACUCUAGCCAAUGUCGAAAGUUCACGCUGGUUUAUGACCGACGCGCAACGCGAGCGUCAGAAAAAAGUUCAGAAGUGGAAAGAAGAUCGCGUCGCUCGAGGGGAGACUGUGAUUGAACCUCAGAAGAUCAUUAAAUCUGCGCUGAGAUUGAUCUCUGUUGGUCGUAUUGUUGUCGCGACCAUGGUGCCAGGGGGCGUCGUUCUUUACUGGGUCACUUCAGCCACUUUUGGGUUGGUGCAGACAUGGAUCAUGGAUUAUUGGGAGCUGCGGAGAAAGCGGAAGCUAGCGCUGGCUCCCACUCUCUCUAAAAAGACACCAGCAGCUAAGCAAUGAUAACGAUGGUUCUCAUUUACUGCCGUGCAUGGAUGUUGUGAGUAGGACUGUUUCAAUCUAUCAUGAUUGGGCGGGAUGACUAUAAACGUGGUUUGAGGGACCACCACGUAACCGCUUCCAAGGAAGCGGUCGGUGGCUCCUAUGAAUGUUUCUUGAUCUAAUAUGACCGCCCUCAAUUCUCUCCUGCAUGCACUCGGGAAGCUGAUGAAAUCUACCUUUGUGCAGACUCGAAGUCAAUUUAAUCUGUACUAUGUAAAUGAUAGAUUCGGGUGGCUCGUGGGUUUCUAACGGCUGCAGUCGAGAAUGCGAGAGUCAUUAUCAUUUUACCUACUUAGAGAAUACCACCAGAAACCAGUACUAGAGUUGUACUAGGGUAUGGAAUAUUGAAUGCUUGUGGAAUACAUGUAAAUAUUGUUG
Molecule: messenger RNA, 1417 nt
Organism: Suillus subalutaceus
Lineage: Eukaryota; Fungi; Basidiomycota; Agaricomycetes; Boletales; Suillaceae
Product: 60Kd inner membrane protein-domain-containing protein
Exons: 4
Coding region: 44-1000 (318 amino acids)
Biological process (GO): protein insertion into mitochondrial inner membrane from matrix; mitochondrial respiratory chain complex IV assembly
Cellular component (GO): mitochondrial inner membrane
Molecular function (GO): membrane insertase activity
Source: RefSeq, a predicted model, not a curated record